Messenger RNA from Carassius gibelio (silver crucian carp), 3398 nucleotides. It is a transcript of the gene dhx32b, whose product is annotated as DEAH (Asp-Glu-Ala-His) box polypeptide 32b. The coding region runs from base 198 to 2417 and encodes 739 amino acids. Gene Ontology annotation, cellular component: spliceosomal complex; intracellular anatomical structure. Gene Ontology annotation, molecular function: RNA binding. Lineage: Eukaryota; Metazoa; Chordata; Actinopteri; Cypriniformes; Cyprinidae. The transcript has 11 exons. The record is from RefSeq and is a predicted model, not a curated record.
AGCGCACACUCACUGAGCGGGACAACUGAUGACACAAAGGGUCUGUAUCUCCUGAGCGCGGGUUCCUAAAACUCUUCUGGAGGAGGUAACCUGUUUAAGACCAUAAAUAUGUCACAAAACUAACAGAGCGUGUUUCGGUCGAUUUGUUCAGUUUGAUUUAUUUGUGCAACUGAAGAGAGAAGCGCAUUAGGGUACCGAUGGACAUGGAGCUAUCAACAGAUGUGGAGAAACUAUCUGAAGCCUCUUUUCUACACUCUACGUCUGAAACCAGCGAAACUCAAGAUAUUGAUACGGAUGAUCUGCUAGAGUUAAAUCAGUUCGACGGGCUCCCGUUUUCUUCAAGAUAUUACAAACUAUUAAGAGAAAGAAAAGCUCUGCCUGUGUGGGGAGCGAAAUGCGAGUUUAUGGCCAGUUUGAUGAGCAGCCAGAUUGUGAUAGUUACUGGCACAGCUAAAACAGGACAAAGCACUCAGAUCCCUCAGUGGUGUGCAGAGUUUUGCCUGUCUGCGCAGUAUCAGAACGGCAUGGUAGUGUGCACUCAGAUUCAUCAACAGAGCACGGUGGAACUGGCCCUGCGUGUGGCUGAUGAGAUGGACGUCAACAUCGGCAAUGAGGUUGGAUACAGCAUCCCACUUCAGACCUGCUGCUCCCCUGACACUGUACUGAGAUACUGCACUGAUGAUGUGUUGCUCCGGGAAAUGAUGUCGGACCCCCUCUUGGAGCAGUGUGGCGUGGUGGUCAUUGAUCAGGCCCAGGAACGCACCGUCAGCACAGACCUGCUCCUCGGGCUGCUCAAAGAUGUGCUCCUCGCACGGCCAGAGCUCAGGCUGGUCAUCCUCAGCGCCCCUCACUCCGCUGAGAAACUGCUACGUCACUAUGGAAGCACUCCUCAGAUCCGGCUGGAUGGGCCGCAGCCGUGCGAGGUGGUGUACGGUAGCGGGAGAGGAGGUGUGAAGGAUUACCUCUGCUCUGCUCUUAGACUGGCUCUGGAGAUACAUCAGAAUCAAAAGCAUGGAGACAUUGUGACAUUUCUGGCAACUGAGCAAGAGAUUGAAUGUGCCCAUGCCAUUUUGCGGAGAGAGGGUGCCAAUCUUGCAGUAUCUCAUGGCGAGCUGGUGCCUGUGUCUCUGUGCCCUGAGCAAGGAGACAGUCCCUCAGUGAUCUCUGAGGAGAGCAAGAGUAGGAGAGUCUUCCUCACCUGCAGCCCCAGUGAAGAUUUGUUCUGGGCCGUUCACAGCAUUCGCUUUGUGAUUGAUGCUGGAGUGCAAAAAAGAUAUGUGUACAAUCCUAGAAUCAGAGCCAAUUCCAUUGUUAUUCGUCCUAUCAGCAAGAGCCAAGCUGAGAGCCGCAAACAACUUGCAGGCCCAACAGGCAAGUGUUUCUGUUUGUAUCAAGAGGACACAUCACUUCCUGCUGAGAGCGUCCCUCAUAUUCUUGAGUCUGACAUCACUUCCACUGUGCUCUUCCUGAAGCGCAUGGAAAUUGCUGGCCUGAGCCACUGUGACUUUAUUGACAGACCAGAUCCAGAAGGCCUGAUGCAAGCUUUAGAGGAACUUGACUAUCUGGCUGCUUUGGAUGAUGACGGAAAUCUGUCCGAGAUUGGAAUUAUCAUGUCAGAGUUUCCCCUGGAGCCACAGAUGGCUAAGACUUUGCUUGCGUCUUGCGAAUUUGACUGUGUGAGCGAAGUGCUGACCAUCGCUGCCAUGCUAACAGCUCCAAGCAGUUUCCUUACACCCCCAGUGGAAGUGAGACAGAAGGCCUUACUGUGUCAUCAGAGGUUCCAGCAUGCAGAGGGAGACCACUUCACCCUUAUUAACAUCUUUAAUGCUUACCAAUAUGCUAAGGAAGGGCCAUACUCUAAUGUGGAAGGAUGGUGUGAAGACCAUUUCCUCAGUCUGUCUGCUCUUCAGACAGCGGAUGCGAUACGCUCUGAGCUAACAGAAAUCCUGAAACGACUAGAGCUGCCAGUGUCUUUACCUGCCUUUGGCUCUAAAAGCAACAGCCUGAACAUCAGACAUGCCCUAUUAGCUGGCUUCUUCAUGCAGGUGGCGAGGGACAUUGACGGGUCAGGGAAUUACUUCAUGCUGACCCAUAAACAUGUGGCUCAGAUCCACCCGCUGUCUGGCUAUGGAACCGAGAUGCACAAGAAGAACCUGCCAGAAUGGGUUCUGUACCAUGAGCACACGCUGUCAGAGAACAACUGCAUCAGAACGGUCUCUCAGAUCUCAGCACAUGAGUUCAUUCAGAUGGCGCCACAGUACUUCUUCUACAACCUGCCACCUAGUGAGAGUAAAGACCUACUGCAGCACAUUAUCGAUCACGGUUCAGCUGCCCCAUCUAAAGGCAAAAGAAAACCCCAGACCCCCAGCAGCCCCGCCAGUGAAGAGCAGAGCCAUGAGCGCUGUACCAUACAGUGACUGAGGAAAUAGAAUGCCUCGCCACGUUCUUACCAUGACAACAAACAACCUGCUGGUCUAUUACACAGUAACCAUGGAAUUUCUGAGGCACAACAAGGAAUCCAAAUUAGUUUAAAUGAUUAAUCAAUAAUGGUAAAAAGAAAUGAUCUAUUUGCUAUUGCUUAAAUUCAAAGGCCGGGGGUGGGGGAUGGGGUGUUGCAUUUAUUAUGCCCCCCUUUUCAAAGCGUCCGGGACGAUGCUUCUAAGUAAUAGUAGUUUGUACAGUUUGUAUUCUCUCUGCUGAAUUAAUAGCAAUUUAAAUAACCUACUGCUGUGCAGUAGUUAAUGAAUAAACUGUCGUUGACUUUAUAGUGUCUACAAUGUACUUUUUAAACUGUAGCUACUAGUUAGCAUUUUAAAUAAUAUAUAAAAAUAGAAUGUAAUUCAGCCAUGUGCAUUAUAGUAUCAUUGGACAUUCAUUUCUUUUUGCAUUGAUUGUGCUUCCCAUUGGUUACUGAAUUUUUGUUGUUGUUGUUUGUAUGUGUAUUUAUUUGCAAGGUAUUUGUUCAGUUAAUAUAAUAUUUUAUAUAUAUAAUUAAUCUCAAAUUCACUGUGAUAAUUUGCAUAAAAUAAGUAGUUUACAAAUGUAUUUGACUUUUUUCUUCUUCUUCCAAACUACUUAUACUGAACAAAGUCCAAAAAGUGUUCUCAAAUUAUCUAGAACUUAAUUCAUCAUAUCUAUUAUGUUGUAGUGUACACUUGCCAAAUUUCACUGCAGCUUUAGAUUCUGAUAAUUUUCAUUCAUGUUUCACAUCACAUCACAUUGAACACUAGACGUAAAUUAAGGGUGUCAUUUUAAAACAUGUUAUGACAAUUAUGUUUUAGACGCUUCCUGUGGUGAAUAUGUUAAAGUCACAAGUUAAGGUUUUAUGAUAUUGUUGAAAAUUAAUGUAUGGUGUAGAUAUACGUUUGAUUCAAUAAAAUCCACAGACUUUUUUUAAA